Molecule: messenger RNA, 2063 nt
Organism: Petromyzon marinus (sea lamprey)
Lineage: Eukaryota; Metazoa; Chordata; Hyperoartia; Petromyzontiformes; Petromyzontidae
Source: RefSeq, a predicted model, not a curated record
AUGGUCAGCAGCACGGUGCACGCGCACGGGCACGGCGAGGCGACCGCUUACGGGCCGGCUCCUGGCCCGGGUGGGCGACCCCGCAAGCCCUUCGGCUGGGGCGACUUCAGCGCCAGCGUUCGCACGGCGCGCCUCCAGCUGCUCGUCACGGCGAAGCUGGUGGACCAAGGGAACGGCUCGUUGAGCCAGCAGCAGCAUCGUCAACACCAGCACGGGCAGCAGCAGCAGCACCAUCAGUACCAGCACCAGCAGCAGCCGCGGCACCAGCAGCAGUGGAGUGAGAACCACCAGCGACGUCACGAAGAUGAACAGCACCCGAGACAGCAACAGCAUCAGCACGACCAAAACUAUCAGCAGCAGCAGUGGAAUGAGAAACAGUUGCAACUGAAUCAGGAUGAGCAGCACGACCAACAGGAGCAGCAGGAGCAGCAACAGCAUCGGCACCAACACCCGCAGCAGCAGCAGCAGCAGGCUGAGUCGAAGGAGUCCCGGGACACAGGAACUUUCCGUUGUCGCGUCGAGUACGAGAAAGUGGAUCGAGCGCUCAAAAGCGCGCCGUGCGCCGAGCCGCGCGACGCGGACUCCCCCGCCGCCGGUUCGAGUCCCAGCCCCGGUGGUAGUCCAGGUCACGGUCCGCCAGGUGUGGGUUCGGGCACGGGCGGAUCGUGCUACCGCGAGCAGGUUCAGAGCCACGUCUCGUGGAUCUGCUCCAAGCCAAUGAGCGCCUUCUGCAUCUACAUCGCAUUCCAGGGCGAGGACUACCGCCUGGCGCACAAAGUGUGCCCGGACCUCCACGCCAAUCGUAACCUCCCCCCCAGCGGGUGAAGGAAGCGGGCCGGGUGGUGGAUACGGAGGGGGAUGGUGGACGAGCAGCAAAGGGCGAGCACACCUCCUGGAAACAACAGGCACACUGUCACCACCACAACCACCACCGUCAGUGGCGUUCGUCAUACACGCAUCUCGCUGAGACCACAUACAGCACCAUAUAAGGAUUGUUCGGAUGUCCCGUGACUUCCAUUUAAUGCCCUAAAACUAUUUUUUAAGUAAAGUUUAUUUAAAGUUUAAAUGAAUAUGCUAAGGAAGAAAAUGGUACGGGUCAAUUAAUUUGGGGUCCCGAGACAUCUGAACCACCCUGUACCUGGUUUAAACGGGACCAUAGCACACACGUAGGCAGGAACUUUUGUGGAACUCGCCCGGCAUGAGAUACCGCAGAACAACUUUCGAGAGCUCUGGCAAGUAACGGUUUUUUUUAUUUUCAAAUCCAACACACCAGGGGCCAUGCCCCAUGUACAAGUUCAUGGCAUUGCAGUCCAAUCGAUGUUUCAAAUCAAGCGAAAUCCCACAUUUCAACCUGCCGUCAUCGUCGUGACCGAUUCUGAGACCAUCAACUCGCUACGCUUGAGAAAGCACCCGUGUUCAAAUCCGCGAUCUUAGCGGUGACGGCUCAGUGCGUUGUUUCGUAUCCACGCAUGUGGCGCAUUGCAAAGCGCAGCAUUUUACGUCUAUGUAAACUCCCCUUAUACCCGUGUCAGAUUUACUGAGUCUCGAGACCCCCUUCUCGCGAGGGUCCUGCUUGGAAUGUUCGGAGAUCGGCGGCACGGCUGUUGAGUGUACCGGAGGUGCAUCAGGAGUGAGCAGCUACAACAUGGGACCUUUCUUUCCAGGAUCAAAGUGUAAGAAUAGGUUUUACCCUUUCUGGCAAUAAAAUAGGUGUUAAGAUGUUCAAACACCAAACAGAAACCUUUUGCAACGAGUCAUGCCUGCAUUAACCACAAAGACAAUGCAUAUAUGCAUCGCCUUUUUGCGUCCUCUGGUCUAACACUGAUUGAGACGAGGCCUGAAAGAAUGCUGCUCUCUCUGGGGUGAACCAAUCAGUUUCAAAGACAAUGCAUUUAUUACCAGAGCAUGUUUUUGUUUGCAUGUUCACAAGCAAUGGCGGAACCAGGAUUUGCAGGUAGUGGGACAACCCCUGUAGCAAUGAAAAUGGUAGAGGAGUUGUUAGUAAGUAAGGACUUGUCCCUUGCUUUUUAUUCAACGCCUGUGCAGCGAUGGCGCAGCCAUCG